UUAGUGUUGCUAGCAGAAUAGUAGUGCAGCUUCCUACAUAGGGUUUUCAUAAAAAAAUAACCAUGGCGGCCACUGAAAUAGCUAGGCAAGCGGGAGAAGGUGCUCGUGCCGUCCCUCUAGCCGGCCAUGUCGGCUUUGAUAGCAUGCCCGACCAGCUGGUCAACAAGUCUGUCAAUCACGGCUUCUGCUUCAACAUCCUCUGUGUCGGGGAAACGGGCCUGGGCAAGUCCACUCUUAUGGACACCCUGUUCAACACCAAGUUUGAGGGCGAGCCCACCCAGCACAACCAGCCGGGCGUGCAGCUCAAGUCCAACACAUACGAGCUCCAGGAGAGCAACGUGCGCCUCAAGCUGACCGUGGUCAACACUGUGGGCUUCGGAGACCAGAUCAACAAAGAGGACAGCUACAAGUCUAUUGUUGAGUUUAUCGACACCCAGUUCGAGGCCUAUCUGCAGGAGGAGCUGAAAAUCAAGCGCACGCUACACAGCUACCACGACACGCGCAUCCACGCCUGCCUGUACUUCAUCGCGCCCACCGGACACUCCCUCAAGUCCCUGGACCUGGUCACUAUGAAGAAACUGGACAGCAAGGUCAACAUCAUCCCCAUCAUCGCCAAAUCAGACGCCAUCUCCAAGAGCGAACUGACCAAGUUCAAGAUCAAGAUCACCAGCGAGCUGGUCAGCAACGGCGUUCAGAUCUACCAGUUCCCCACCGACGACGAGACGGUGGCAGAGAUCAACUCCACCAUGAACGGCCAUUUGCCGUUCGCCGUUGUGGGCAGCACGGAGGAGGUAAAGAUCGGCAACAAGAUGGUGAAAGCGCGGCAGUACCCCUGGGGAACGGUGCAGGUGGAGAAUGAGAGCCACUGUGACUUUGUGAAGUUGCGGGAGAUGCUGAUCCGGGUAAACAUGGAGGACCUGCGGGAGCAGACACACACGCGCCACUAUGAGCUCUACCGCCGCUGCAAGCUGGAGGAGAUGGGAUUCAAGGACACGGACCCCGACUGCAAACCCUUCAGUCUGCAGGAGACGUACGAGGCCAAGAGGAACGAGUUCAUGGGUGACCUGCAGAAGAAGGAGAGAGGAGAUGAGGCAGAUGUUCGUCCAAGAGUCAAGGAAAAGGAAGCCGAACUGAAGGAGGCCGAGAAAGAGCUGCACGAGAAGUUUGACCGGCUCAAGAAGCUGCACCAGGAUGAGAAGAAGAAGCUGGAGGACAAGAAGAAAUCCCUGGAUGACGAGCUCAACGGCUUCAAGCAGAAAAAGACRGCCGCCGAGCUCCUGCAGUCCCAGGCCCAGCAGGCAGGGGGCUCAACCACACUCAAGAGGGACAAGGAGAGGAAAAAUUAACUCCUCCCCCCACUUGCUGCAUGCUGCAUGAGACAUCUUGUCCUGUUCAGGAUUCCUGUAGAAAAGUGCUUCCUCCCUCAGCCAGCUGUGAAUGAGUUUUCACCCCAUCCCUGGCAGUGCCAUGCUGUUCUCUGUGCCCUCCUGUCCUCCUUUCCCCCAUUCCAACCCCCCACACAUGCCCCUGCUCUGAGGAAGAAUCCAGCCAUUACUGUGAAUGGGAAUCCUUGCAUGCUCCUUUUGUACGUUUUUCACAAGCCAUCAUUCUGCGUUUGCCUGUKUUUUUUUUUUUAUGUUGGAAGGUAGACAUUCUCUUUUCGUUGUUGGCCUGUUCCGCAUGACUGAGCGCGCUUUUAAACUUUCACACGCGAAACUACUGUUUUGACCGGCAGGAGUUUGUGGAGGCUAAGGUGAAACGCACAUCGGCUAUGGUCUGACCCAAAGCGAGUGGUGUGUGUGUGGCAUGUAAUCCGUGGCUCACUGCAUGUACUUGGCAGGGGCAGCAUAUUCACGUCCGUGUUUCAUACCACCACUAUUCUACUCACUCCAACGGUGUCCGAAACCACUCCAGUAGUUUGAGAUCAUGAAGAUGUGCACUGAUAUCGUAUUGACAUACAAUGCAUAAUUAGUGAAAAUGAAGACACGAUCGUAGUAUGUUUUAAAUGAGGGCAUGUUGUCCACCGCCCAUUCAAGAGAGUAGCCCGGUCCCAGAUCUGUUUGUGCUUUUGCCUACUCCAAACAUUGCAUGAGAAUGGAUCAGUUACAGGAAGUUGGCAUGACAGCGCAAACAAACUGGCGCUGAGGCUAUCAAGACGGCGAGUGUUAAUAGGGAACAGCUGAUGUUAUUUMGUCUUAGCCCGGUGCAUGUGAAGAUAUUCAUGCUUGUCAUCUCUUUGCCAUACCUCACUGUUUAUAAUAUACUUUGUGUUAUCUGCAUACUUGUUAGCUUUUGACAUUUUACACCAAAUAUGAUUUUGUAUCUUUCUAGUGCAAUUUAAACCGAAUCCAUUUAAAGAAAUAACAAUCAUGUAGGGAUCAGUAUUACACUUGUAUCAGUGUUACACAAAAAGACUUAAUAUCCAAAGGAAAUAAAGCGUGAAUUUGACCAAAUAUUUCAACUGUGGCCACGAUUUAUUGUGUAUGAAAUGCAUAAUGAAGCAGUAUUUUAAACAUACAGUAUGUGAGUGGGUUCUGCAAAUGUGAGGAUAUGAGGGUUUCCCAUAGAUUCUGAUUACAGUUGAAAACACUUGGUUUGGUCUAGAUAUUUAACUCCUUCAAGGGCUUUGAGAUGUCACGCCAUUUGUUAUUGUCAAAACAACUCUCCUUACAGAGCAAAAUUGUCUGCAGACCUGAAUUCAUAGGGCUGGAUCCUAACUUGGACUUUCUUAUUAAUCAUGCCUUGGAAGUCAAUGGAACACUUGCAUGAGCAUUUAAGUUAGGUGCAUACAUGUCGUGUUAGUAUUCAGCCUUAUAGUGCUGCACUGCUUUUGUCCGAACAGACUGAGCCAGUAGUCGUUCUCCAUUCCUCCUCGAGAAACAGGAUUGGAACACUCCUUUGUUUGGCAGAUGAGUGUGAGCGCCAAGGAGAUUGUUGGUUUUUAUUUUCAAUUCCACUUCCUUCACAUCUGUAUCUUGAGGACAGGGUGUUGUUUAU
This is a messenger RNA of Salvelinus sp. IW2-2015, 2997 nucleotides long. RefSeq names its product septin-6. Gene Ontology annotation, biological process: cytoskeleton-dependent cytokinesis; cilium assembly; intracellular protein localization. NCBI's taxonomy places the organism in Eukaryota, Metazoa, Chordata, Actinopteri, Salmoniformes, Salmonidae. Gene Ontology annotation, cellular component: cell division site; septin complex; microtubule cytoskeleton. The record is from RefSeq and is a predicted model, not a curated record. Gene Ontology annotation, molecular function: GTP binding; molecular adaptor activity; GTPase activity.